Molecule: messenger RNA, 672 nt
Organism: Acanthosepion pharaonis
Lineage: Eukaryota; Metazoa; Mollusca; Cephalopoda; Sepiida; Sepiidae
Source: the annotation of a GenBank genome assembly
AUGUACCGUGAGCCAAAUAGUGCAUACGUGCAUCUAUCAAUUUAUCGAUAUCACUUCAAUACAUUCCUCUCUUUCUUCCUUCCUAUCUAUCUAUCUAUCUAUCUAUCUAUCUAUUUAUUUUACUCUGUUAAUAUCUCUAUGUCUGUUAAUUCUUUAUCUAAUUAUCUACCAAUCAAUCUAUCUAUCUAUCUAUCUAUCUAUCUAUCUAUCUAUAUAUAUAUAUAUCUAUCGAUUUAUUUUACUCUGUUAAUAUCUCUAUGUUUGUUAAUACUUUAUCUAAUUAUCUACCAAUCAAUCUAUCUAUCUAUCUAUCUAUCUAUCUAUCUAUCUAUCUAUUUAUUUUACUCUGUUAAUAUCUCUAUGUUUGUUAAUACUUCAUCUAAUUAUCUACCAAUCAAUCUAUCUAUCUAUCUAUCUAUCUAUCUAUCUAUCUAUCUAUCUAUCUAUCUAUUUUACUCUGUUAAUAUCUCUAUGUUUGUUAAUACUUUAUCUAAUUAUCUACCAAUCAAUCUAUCCAUCCAUCUAUCUAUCUAUCUAUUUCUAUUCAUAUGUAUCUAUCAAUCACUCUGUUAUCUAUCUAUCUAUCUAUUUCUAUUCAUAUGUAUCUAUCAAUCACUCUGUUAUCUAUCUAUCUAUCUAUCUAUCUAUUUAUCUAUCUAUCUAUCUAUCUAG